Molecule: messenger RNA, 2022 nt
Organism: Pteropus alecto (black flying fox)
Lineage: Eukaryota; Metazoa; Chordata; Mammalia; Chiroptera; Pteropodidae
Gene: CASP9
Product: caspase 9
Exons: 9
Coding region: 25-1332 (435 amino acids)
Biological process (GO): intrinsic apoptotic signaling pathway in response to DNA damage; regulation of apoptotic process; proteolysis
Cellular component (GO): cytoplasm
Source: RefSeq, a predicted model, not a curated record
CGGGGUCCGGGCUGUCUUCCCGCCAUGGACGAGGCUGACCGGCAACUUCUGCGGCGAUGCCGGGUGCGGCUGGUCGGCGAGUUGCAGGUGGCAUCUCUCUGGGACGCUCUACUGAACUACGAGCUCUUCACGCCCGACAUGAUCGAAGACAUCCAGCGAGCGGGCUCUGGGUCUCGUCGCGAUCAGGCCAGGCAGCUGAUCACAGAUCUGGAGACUCGAGGGAGUCAGGCCCUUCCUUUGUUCAUCUCCUGCUUGGAGGACACGGGCCAGAACAGCCUGGCUUCAUUGCUGAGAACGAACAGCCAAGCAGCAAAGCGGAAUCCGGAGGCCAUCAAACCCCUGGACCUCAUGCCUGUGGUGGUUAGACCAGUGAGCGGCAAACCAGAGGAGCUGAGCAUGGUAAAGCAAGAUCCGUCUAAACUGACCCCAAGGCCAGAGGGUCUCAGACCAGAGGCGCCCAGACCAGUGGACAUCAGUUCCAGAAGAUUCAGUGAUGUCCGUGCUCAGGAGGGACUGAGGGGAAACGCCGAUUUGGUAUACGUCCUGAACGCAGACCCCUGUGGCCACUGCCUCAUUAUCAACAACGUGCACUUCUGCCUCAAGUCGGGGCUCAGCACCCGCCCCGGCUCCGACGUCGACUGUGAGAAGUUGCAGCGACGCUUCCGCUUGUUACAUUUCAUGGUGGAGGUGAAGUGCGACCUGACUGGCAAGCAAAUAGUCCAGGCUUUGGUGGAGCUGGCACAGCGGGACCACGGCGCACUGGACUGCUGUGUGGUGGUCAUCCUCUCUCACGGCUGCCAGGCCAGCCACCUCCAGUUCCCGGGGGCUGUUUACGGCACAGAUGGGUUUCUUGUGUCCAUCGAGAAAAUCGUGAACAUCUUCAACGGAACCGGCUGCCCCAGCUUGGGAGGGAAGCCCAAGCUCUUUUUCAUCCAGGCCUGUGGUGGAGAGCGGAAAGACUGUGGGUUUGCGGUGGUCUCCACUUCCCCUGAGGACAGGGCCCCCGGCAGCAACCCUGAGCCAGACGCUGUGCCAUUCCAGGACCGUUCAGGCAGCUGUGACCAGCCGGAUGCUGUGUCUAAUUUGCCCACACCGAGUGACAUCUUUGUGUCCUACUCUACCUUCCCAGGCUUUGUCUCGUGGAGGGACCCCAAAAGUGGCUCCUGGUACAUCGAGACCCUGGACAACAUCUUUGAGCAGUGGGCUCACUCUGAAGACCUGCAUAGCCUCCUGCUGAGGGUCGCUAAUGCUGUCUCGCAAAAAGGGAUUUACAAACAGAUUCCUGGCUGUUUCAACUUUCUCCGGAAAAAACUCUUUUUUAAAACUUCAUGAAGCCAGAGCCCCUCACCCUGCCUCACCUUUCACCCCCAAACCUUCCUGCUCCAGGCCUGGCGGGUGAGGCCUGGGCUUUCCUUCAUCUGCGGCUGUCACACAUUGAAGAUUUUGUAACCCGUCGAGGGCCUGCUCUUUCCCCACUGGCGGCAGACAGGUGCUUAGUGGCUCCCAAAUUGGAGACAAAUGACCACCGAGGGAGGAAGAGGAGCAGAAGCAUGCUGUGGACAGACUUGUGGCUCUUUACCAGUGGCUGGUUCCCUGGCUAACGUCCGUGGUCUGUGACCUUUGCAUUUUUUCUAGAGCAGGGCUUUUCAGCCUCGGCACCAUUGACAUUUGGGGCCAGGUAGUCAGUCCUUUGCUGUGGGAGUUGUGCUGUGCAUGGUAGGAUGUUUAGCAGCAUCCCUGGGUUCUACCCACUAGAUGCCAGGGGCACCUCUCCCCGAAUAGUGACAACCAGAAAUGUUUUUGGUGAUUGCCAAAUGUCCCCUGGUGGGCCUUUACUUGAGAACCACUGAACUCUGGGAAUUUUUUAGCUGUAAACAAACCAGCAUCUCUCUUAGGUCAGCAAGUUUAGAGCUACUGGAGUCUGAACAGCUGGAAUCUGUGAAUCUUGAAUGAAGUCUUAAAAAUGAUUAAUUUUUCUGUAUUGCAGUAUUCUUAAAAAAAUAAAUCUUAUGUUAAUAUGGA